AGAUUAUUAGAUAAAUGUAAACCACCGAUGAAUAUUGAUUGAUAAAAAUCGAACAAUGAACGAACUACUUCAGAAACAUGGAUGUGCCAAUGUGUUCUCAGUGCCUGAAGGUCUUAAAGAACUCAUGACUGAUAUAUCAAGGGAAGUGCUUCGAGAGCAACCAGCAAAGAUCUUUGAUUUCAUAUCCAGCUACCUAUCGGUGCUGCUGAUAACCCGCGAACACGGUGUCAUGGCAGUCAAGAUCCUGGAUGACCUCUGCGACUGCCGACCAUCGGUAUCGGAACAUUUGAUCGCGCUGGGAUUCGAAAGAUCUGAUUCGAACAAGUUCGCCGAUAUCAUAAAGGAGGAAAUUGAGCAAUUUGAACCAAAUGAUGAUAAUGGAACAAUAAAAGAAGUGAAAAUAAUGAAACGAAUACUUUUGAUGUCUAGCUUAGACGAGGUGAUGUCGGCAAAGGUAUGCCAAGUAGCAAGAAACGCCUACCGGGACUUUUGGUAUAGGAAGAAAAUGCUAGAACAGUCUUUGAAAACAAAGCCAGAUGAGCCAUGGGAGAUUGCUGCUGAGAAAACAUUACAGAUAUACAAACAAACUAAGCCAUCCUUCAAUGAACUGAAUAGAGCCGCAGUAAAAAUUCAGGCUGCUUACAGAGGAUAUCACAUAAGACGAAAUGUUCUUACCCAUUUGAAGCCCACGCCAAAGAAGCGAGGACCUAAAGUGGACCUACAUGGAGCGCCCCUGGAUAUUUCGGACUCUAGAGAAAUAGACUUGGGUAAUGUUAUUGAAAUAUCCGUCCCCAAAGAUGACAUCCUGGAAAUGUUCGGAGAACACGCCACAAAAAAACUGGGUCUGCCUUUCAACCCAAUGCUGACGUUAACCCAUGUUGCUGACACGGAGUCGUUAGAUGCGGAGUCUCACCGCCGGGUCAGCAGAGCCUCUGAACCAGUAUCAGCAGUGGAUGAACUAAAAGUAGAGCCUAUUAGUUUCCCUCAAGGUCGUCAUAGCUAUGAAUCGGAAGGCGCUGUUGAGGCGAUGGUGGCUCCUGCUCCACCUUCCUCGCAGACUGCCUCCUUGCACAAGAUCUCAUUCUCUGAGGUGCCACCAGAAAUAAUACCAGAAGCACCAGUGAUUGACGAAGUGGAGGAGAUAAUGAAGCCAGUGUAUUUUGAAGCAGCUGAAGCGGCAGAAUCGGAGAUACCUGAAGAUAUUCCUGAUGAUGUGACGGAGGGUGAAACUAGUGAAGCUACAGACGUACCCUCCGUACCAGAGACCGGUGAAGAGAGCGAAGUGGAAGAUGAUGCCAACCCUGUCAUCACCGAUGAAGAGGAAGGAUAGAUAAUGACUAGCUGCUGCUGUGUUUGCUUGUUGAUUAUGUUUGAAUAA
Messenger RNA from Leptidea sinapis, 1378 nucleotides. RefSeq lists its product as uncharacterized. Lineage: Eukaryota; Metazoa; Arthropoda; Insecta; Lepidoptera; Pieridae. The record is from RefSeq and is a predicted model, not a curated record. The transcript is spliced from 9 exons. The coding region runs from base 56 to 1330 and encodes 424 amino acids. Gene Ontology annotation, molecular function: calmodulin binding.